Molecule: messenger RNA, 492 nt
Organism: Penicillium roqueforti
Lineage: Eukaryota; Fungi; Ascomycota; Eurotiomycetes; Eurotiales; Aspergillaceae
Product: DNA-directed RNA polymerase II core subunit RPB11
Exons: 4
Coding region: 1-492 (163 amino acids)
Biological process (GO): transcription by RNA polymerase II
Cellular component (GO): RNA polymerase II, core complex
Molecular function (GO): protein dimerization activity; DNA binding
Source: RefSeq, a predicted model, not a curated record
AUGCAGGGCCCUGGAUUUAUCACGGCCACUGCGGCUAUCGCCAGAGAGUGUGCUGGUCGCCGUGGUCGCGGUCGCCACUCGCGUCACCCUCGCCCUCAGAACCCCAGCGAUGCCCCUGAUGUUUAUGAAGCCAUCUUGCUCGCUCCUGGCGAAAGCAAGAUUGAUGUUGAGGUCGACACCCGCCUCCCUUCUGCUGCCAUAUUCACCUUCCGCAAGGAAGACCACACCCUUGGCAACAUGCUGCGUCACCGUCUCCUCAAGACUGCCCAUGUGAUCUUUGCUGCCUACCGCGUCCCUCACCCGCUCACCCCCGAGUUCCAGCUGCGUAUCCAGACUGAUGGUGAGGUCACUCCUCGUCAGGCUGUCAUUAACGCCUCCGAGGCUCUGAUCAAGGACCUGGGCAUCCUGUCUCGAGAGUUCACCAAGGAGUUCGAGCUUCGCAAGGCUGCCAACGCCGCCAAUCAGCAACAGCAGCAAAGCACCGCUGAGUAA